GGUGGUGUUCGCGAGUGCAGCGGUGGGGGCGUGUAUGGGCGUACUAGUGGUGAUAAUGGUGACACCAGCCACCCACGCUAUCACCAUCCAUCCAGCAGUACUCCAGAACUUCGUGGGUCAAUAUCGCAAGCCUGGAGAGCCAGUGUUGAGGUCUGCCUUCGACCGACCCCGCUUCCUCCGUCAGCGCCUCCUGCAGGACGUCCCCGCCUCCCUCAGGUCCCGCCACGCACAGAGUUACCUGGGAGACUCGGCCCUCCUGCAGGAGUCCUACCCCGUGGCUGCAGAAGUUGUAGCCCCUGCCGAGGAGUGGAACCGACCGCUCAG
Messenger RNA from Cherax quadricarinatus, 324 nucleotides. The record is from RefSeq and is a predicted model, not a curated record. NCBI's taxonomy places the organism in Eukaryota, Metazoa, Arthropoda, Malacostraca, Decapoda, Parastacidae.